This is a messenger RNA of Pseudocercospora fijiensis CIRAD86, 2236 nucleotides long. RefSeq lists its product as uncharacterized. NCBI's taxonomy places the organism in Eukaryota, Fungi, Ascomycota, Dothideomycetes, Mycosphaerellales, Mycosphaerellaceae. The record is from RefSeq and is a predicted model, not a curated record. Bases 24 to 2192 code for a protein of 722 amino acids. The transcript has 2 exons.
GAAGGUGCUCGCGAUACCGCAACAUGGAUCAGAGGAAACGAGCGCAGAGCGUUCAGUCGCGUGCCGAGAGCCAGAAAGGAUUGGUCAAGAGCAGUAGCAACUACCGCUUGGACUCCUUGGAGGGACGGUCUGAGAAGAGCGGGAAAGUAUCCUCGCGUGCGAAAGAGGUGUACGGAUCGAGGGAGGAUGUGGAUGCAUACAAAGGCGCGACACAGCCUGCAAAUGGCCGAAACUGGGGCGCCGCACUGUUCGACAUCUUGAUAUCGUCAUGCGUGCUAUACUUUGCCGUGUUCGGCUUCCUGGCCUACGCGCAGAAUGGCACCAUGGCGAGCUUGCCGCUCAAUCAGAUCAUCUUCAAGAUGGCGGGAUUUAAUCCAACGAUAUUCCCCAUCAUCUUCACUUUGAUCGUGGCCAAGUUCAUGAAAGCAUGCGCGCAAUUCAAGCUCGAGCGCGGUGCCACGAUUGGUACACUCGAACAUCUGCUGGGCAGUCGCUCAUUCGGGGCGUCUUUUCUUACGCCCCUCAAACAUCGAUCCAUGGGUCUUGUCGCGCUUGCCGUCUUCCUCUUCUGGUGUCUUAAUCCUGUGGGAGGUCAGCUUUCCUUGAAGGCCGUAUCCAAAGAUGCCAAUUACACCACCAUUGCGACCAACUUCCACUAUGUGGACUUCAACGAUUCGCCAUUCCAACUCACUAACAAGUCAAACCGCUUAGCACCGAUCAACUCUGCCUUCACCACUGCGCUCUUCAGUCCUGCCACUUCGAAAAAUGGCUCACAGGAUUUAUUCGGUGGUCUACAGAUACCCUUGCUUGAAGUGCUGAAAGAACAUCAGAAAGCCGAUUCCGCUGGAUGGUAUCGCACAGGACAGUUGGUGGAGCUGAAUGCGACCAGCAAAGCUCUGGCGGAGCUAGAGGAUUUCUUAAACGUACCAAAUGACGCCGAUGUUAAUGGGAAUGCGAAUACACUGGUCUAUGCAUCCCUCACUGGCAUUCCGUUCCUUCGUGGUAUUCCAGUAAUUCCUCCUGGUCCCGGUGCAGCGAAUAGGUCAGCUACCGAAAACACAACAAUGUCGCUAUCAACGCUGCAGGAACGAUUAUUUGGCGCACAGAGCGGCGAAGUCGUGAAUACUGAGUCGCAGUUCAACAUCGAGACAAGCUAUUUCUACCUCGAUUGCAAGACUUCUCAGGAUGGCAAGACGUCAGAUGCUUCAGACUUCCCGCAAGGCAUCAACAAGGAGCAGGGCAUCGUGUCGAAUGGACAUCAAUUUUCGCUCCAGUAUGACACGAACCAUACCCUGAACAGCACAGCACCACAGAUCAUUCAGCUCACUUCUUGGAGCGGACAUUCUGGUGGCUCUGGCGACAUCACAAAAGCAUCCUGCGGCCUGAGCACAACCUAUGUUGAAGCGAACAUCUAUUGCUCCAGUGGCAAUAACUGCAGUGUUCAAGCUGUACGAGCCUCACUGCUGGAUCAUCCAUCUUCAUCUCUAUCGCAGCUAGAUGGCAUCACACCGCCUUUCAAUGACUCUAGCCUUUCGGUGAGGCAAUCGAUACCCCAGCUCUUCUUCUCCGGCUUCAUCGCCGCGACUGGCAACACGACCCAGAAUCCUACUGGUCUUUCGCCGAUCGAAUGCUACUUUGUUCACCCAGAGAACCCUUAUCAGUGCUCCUUUGACAACACACCAUAUGCCCUGCAUGAUUUGGGUAACGAGCUAUUCUCGCACCGUCUCACGCAGCUUCUCAACACCUACUGGAUGGACAACGUAGCACAGUACUCAGUCACAGGCAACUUCACUCUCAACAACAUCUACGAGGACAGCCUUCAUGCCACAGUCCCAGGCCAAACGCGGAUCGAAACUGAAGUCCUCCGCUGUUAUACCACUUUAAUGGAAAUCUUAGUCGCGAUCUCAAUCCUCCUCUUCUUCCUCGGCCUCGCAACAGCAUAUCUAGACGCGACCCGCAGAGGUCCAGACAUUUUGGAAGAUUUCGUCAGUGUCCUCCGACAUAGUCCAUACAUGCAUGUCGAGGCAGGCUCUAGCAUGGAAGACGGCUGCGAGAAAGCUCACAGAUUGAGGAAUACUUUGGUCCGGCUGGGCGAUGUACGGCCUGAUGAUCCUUUUGGAUUUGUGGCCAUUGGGACGCCGAGCGAGAAGCAGCCUGUGAGGGUUUUGCAGCAUGAGAGACAGUAUCGAUAGCAUAGCAUGAUAUAUAUAAUGAACACGAAUCUAUGAACUUCGCU